Molecule: messenger RNA, 1656 nt
Organism: Venturia canescens
Lineage: Eukaryota; Metazoa; Arthropoda; Insecta; Hymenoptera; Ichneumonidae
Gene: SerRS-m
Product: Seryl-tRNA synthetase, mitochondrial
Exons: 4
Coding region: 364-1638 (424 amino acids)
Biological process (GO): mitochondrial seryl-tRNA aminoacylation
Cellular component (GO): mitochondrion
Molecular function (GO): ATP binding; serine-tRNA ligase activity; tRNA binding
Source: RefSeq, a predicted model, not a curated record
AGUUGAGAUUUAACUCGGUAGGGAUUGGUCACCUUGAGAUAUCACAAAAAGGCUUCUCAUAGUUCUCAUUCGAGUGAAGACCGUUGGCUGAUCGAAACUUCGAAUUGGUCACGCAUAGAUGUGCUCUGAUGUGGCUCUGAUAGACUUUUUUAAAGAGCGCACCACCUGGAUACCUAAAUAAUCUCGAGAAUCAUAAGUAAAUUUUAAAACAAAUUUGUUGAAAUUGAUCAUUUGACAAUGAGCCAGAGUAAUAUGCGGCCGGAUUCCUCGCGAAAAUAAAUUUUAAUCACCAUCCAUGAGAAUACGCACAUCUGGUUUCGUUUGACUAAAAUAAAAAGUUGUGAUUACUGAAAUCAUAACAAUAUGAACGGCGGACGAGGACUGGUGAAUAUUCUACGAUCAAGAGCAUUUCGUAACUAUGCCCAAAAACAAACCACAAUGCCGGUAAGAAAAUUGCAAAUAUCCGAACCGGAAUACGACCUUGAAUAUUUGUACGAUGUUGGAAAUCGUGAGGAAAUACUCGAGAACAUAAAGCGGAGAAAAGGUGUCGGAGACAUAGACAAAGUAUUAGAAUUAUCGAAGAAACCAGCAUCGAGGAAUGAGCUCAUGAAAGAGUUACACAAAAUUCCUAACAGGACAGCACCGGGUGUUUACGAGUACGGUGACGAGCCGCGAGUACUCGCCGAAUGUGGAGUGAAGAAAAAAUUCGAUUUUACGCCGUUGAAUUUCAACAAAUUGGCGGAAAAGUUGCAGCUCAUUAGAACUGAAGAUCUGGGCCCACUGUCCGGAGAAAAAAGUUACAUAUUUUUUAGAGAUUUGGCUCAAAUGGAAGAAGCUUUGAUAAGCUACAGCGUCGACAAACUUUUGAAGCAUGGAUUUCGGUUGAUCAGUGUACCGGAUAUUCUACCAACGACCAUAAUCGAGCGAUGCGGUCUUAUCGUUAGCGGCGAAAGAACCCUCGUUUACUCGUUGGAUUCUCAUUAUGGCGAUUACAGUCUUUCCGGUACAGCCGAGAUGGCUUUGGCUGCUAAACUCGCGGAUGCCCAAUUUUCCAUCUCCCAAUUGCCCCUCAAAUUAGCAGCUGUAAGCCGUUGUUACAGGGCUGAAGUAUCAAAUAUCGCUGAAGAACGUGGUUUGUACAGAGUUCAUCAGUUCACCAAAGUCGAAAUGUUCGUUUGUUCCGAUCCGGACAAUUCCUCACAGUCAAUGAACGAAUUGCGGGAGAUUCAACAAAGCCUAUUCGCCCCUUUGGGCAUUCACUUCCGAGUUCUCGACAUGCCGGCCCAUGAACUUGGUGCACCUGCUUACAGGAAAUUGGACAUAGAGGGUUGGCUACCGGGGAAACAGUUUUACGGUGAAUUAUCGAGUUGCAGCAACUGUACGGAUUAUCAGUCACGAAGAUUGAACAUAAAAUACGAAGAUAAGAACGGCGAAUCGUCAUAUGUGCAUACUUUGAACGGGACAGCUUGUGCUAUACCCCGAAUGUUGAUUGCAAUUUGUGAGACUCAUCAAACCAAGGACGGUAACAUUGUUGUACCGGAAGCGUUAAUUCCUCACAUGAGGGACGAAACUUUUAUCAAAAAACAACAGAUACCUUCGAUGAGGGAUUACAAAUGCAAGCAAAAAGGGCUUUCAUAAUAAAAUCACUUACAAAUA